AUGGCCGCGAGCGCGCACUUGUUCUUGCUGCCGUUUGGCUCUUGCUUCGAUGAGGCAGAAGAUGGAAUGAACUACUCUGAAACUACCGACCUCACAAACUCUACCGAGGGUGUAAGCUUGCACCCAGAGCAACUGCCUCGCGACCAUUCUGGGACGAAAAGGACAAAACCACCCUCCUGUGAGGACGUUGGCAGCGCCGUGGAGCUAAUCUUGGGCAGCGGUUUCGUGGACACCGUGGUCGACCUCGAAUCUUUGUCAGCCGAUCUCUCCCCGACGCCGCCUGCACGCAUUCCUUGUGUACUUGAUCGUCAGCAUCAUGGACAUGGAGGUGCUUGCCAGGGCGAACCCGAAAAACGUGUUUCCUUCUCGCUGCGCUCGCCGGAAACUUCGCAGUCCGACCUUCAAUGA
Molecule: messenger RNA, 408 nt
Organism: Phytophthora sojae
Lineage: Eukaryota; Oomycota; Peronosporomycetes; Peronosporales; Peronosporaceae
Exons: 1
Coding region: 1-408 (135 amino acids)
Source: RefSeq, a predicted model, not a curated record